Molecule: messenger RNA, 309 nt
Organism: Balaenoptera musculus (blue whale)
Lineage: Eukaryota; Metazoa; Chordata; Mammalia; Artiodactyla; Balaenopteridae
Product: secretoglobin family 1D member-like
Exons: 3
Coding region: 1-309 (102 amino acids)
Source: RefSeq, a predicted model, not a curated record
AUGAGGCUGUCCCUGCCUGUCCUGCUGGUCACUCUGGCCCUUUGCUGCUACGAGGGCAAUGCGUUCGUCUGUUCAUCCCUCAUUGAUGAUCUGACAGGCUUUUUCUGGAAACCUGAUGAAGUAUACAAGGCAAAACUUCAGAAAUAUAAUGCACCUCCAGAAGCUGUUGAGGCCAAGAUGGAAGUGAAGAAAUGCGUGAAUCAGUUCUCCUUUGUAAACAAACUGCUACUUACAAAAACACUGGGGAAAGUACUGGUGAAGUGUGGUUUCACAGAUUUGAAAUGUUUUCUAUCCUUCGUCUUGGGUUGA